Messenger RNA from Rhea pennata, 2056 nucleotides. RefSeq lists its product as uncharacterized. Bases 184 to 1581 code for a protein of 465 amino acids. The record is from RefSeq and is a predicted model, not a curated record. The transcript is spliced from 9 exons. NCBI's taxonomy places the organism in Eukaryota, Metazoa, Chordata, Aves, Rheiformes, Rheidae.
UCGGCGGUGGUGUCGGGCGCUCGCGGCCGGGCGCCGCAGUCCUCGGGCGACCGAGGAGGUGGGAGGUGGCGCGUGGAGCUGCUCGGUGGUUUGACCGCGAGAACGAGCAGCACUUUCGCACCUCCCGUUCCUCCUGCGGCUUCGGGCGCCCAGCGUGGGCGGCUGCGAGCCCCCGCCGUAGCCAUGCUUCGGAGGGACGGCAGGAGGAACGACCCCCCCAAGCGCGUGCGCUUCCAGCUGCCCGAGAGGCACUGGCGGGAGGAGCUGGAGCUGGAGCGGCAGGCGGCCGCCGCUGCCCUUGGGGACGCGGAGGACGCCUGGAGCUCUGCCGCGCUGCCGUGGGGGGAGCGCAGCCCGGAGGGCGAGCGCGGGCUGCCGCGCGCGGGGCCGGCUCGCGGGGCCGGGAGGACCUGGCUGCGGGCCGUGAGGUUCCGCCUCCGGGCGCUGGGCAGAUCCUGCGCGGUGCCGGCUUUGCGCUCCGGCAAGAGGCUCUUGCGGAGGCCCCGGGCGCCCGCGGAGACGCUCGCUGCCACGGGCGUCGAGGAGGAGCGAGGGGAGCGCGGCACCGUCGCCUCCAGCCCGGCCAGCGCCCAGGACCCGCUCGAGCAGAGCCUCGACGCCGGCGUCCCCAGCGCUGAGGAAGGGCAGAUCCCUUCGGGCGGAGAUGACUCCGGGAUGGAACAACCUCCAGCAGCGGAAGAGCAGCCCCCGGCGCCCCGCUGCGACGAGGUUGUAGAUGCGGCCGUCACGUACAUCUCCAAGUACGUGAAGGACCUGGCCGCCUACAUGGAGGAAGCCAUCUGCCAGGAAAUGGAGCUCGCCAAGGAGCUCCAGGCCUUUGGCAGAUCCUUCAGGAAGAUCUCCGUCCCAGGGGUGAGCUGGUGGGGAUGGGGAGCCCCCAAGCUCGUCCCACAAAGCCCGGCGCCCUGGGUGCUGGGCUCCCCUGCCCGCUGCCUGCCGGGGCUCGGCCCCGGCAGCUCCCGCAGGCCCCGCGGCGCCUGCCGGCCCUCUCCUCGCAGCCUGGCGCUCCGCGGGCCCAGCCAGGCUGGCCUCGACGGGAGCGGGCAGCCGGCCGAGGCUCCCGCUCUUCCCUCGCCUUCAAGGAGGUACGUGCUGGGUCUCGCUAGGUCGCGGUCAGGCCCACCAGCAUGCUUUCUCCUUUCUCAGCCGUCUGGGCCAGCCCUGGAGACUCCUGCGCCGUCCCAGCAGGAGGACGUGGCUCUGCAGGAAGGCCCCCGAGACGAGGAGCGGCCAAAGCAGAGCCUCGAGGCCCUGGGACAAACGCUGCUCAUCAACCAGCAGCUGCUGGAGAAGAUGGAGCAGCAGUGGCGGGAGGCCGAAAGGCAGCUGCAAAAGGAAAAGGCCGAGCUCUGCUGGCUGCCCUGCUCUGAGGAUGUGGGAGAGGAAGGGCAGGAAGAGCCGGCGGAGGAAGAGGAGCCGGGUGCCCGCAGCACUGCCCGGCGCGAAGGCUGGCGCAGCUGGAGGAGGGAGCUGAGGCGAUGCUUGGAGACCCAAUGGCAGCUGCUGCAGCAGCCAGAAGGCCUGAUGCUUUACGCCAGGUGGCUGCAGAUAACAAAUUAAUGAAGAGCAUCACCUUUCCGAAGUGCUACGCGUGCAGCCGAGAGUCUCUUCACUUGCCAGACUGGGGCGAGGUGAGCUGGGCUGGACCUGAGAUCACGCUCAGGUUCAGCGGGGAGUCCAGACCACCGGGCAGGUUCAGCGGAGAAAAACAGAGCAGGAAGAGUCUGGUGCUUCUGCCCGUGCGGACGCAGCCAUCGUCCCAAGGACCGCCAUCCGCGCCCGCCGGUGCCGCACGCCAAGACCAACGCGACGUCUCGGCUCUGCUGGACCCCUUCGGACUGCCCAGCACCGAGCCCGGCCGGGAGCGCUCCGUGCCGCGCCGGGGACCGGACGACGACCCCGUCUGUGCGUCCGCGGGGGAAAGAAGGGCGCAGAGCGCCCCGCGCCCCCGGGCACCUGCUCCCGCCUGAGCUGCUGCCCCGCGUCUCCCUCGCCGGCACCGGGCCGGCACCAAUAAACACAUGUUGUUCGUUCA